UUGAGCUGCCACAUUCUCACAUUCUUUAAUUAAGUUUCAUAUACUCUGAUAAAUAUCCAAAGAUCAAACCAUGGCAACAAACGCGUGCAAAUUCCUUUGCCUCAUUCUCCUUUUUGCCUUCGUCUCCCAAGGAUUUGGGUGUUCUAGAUCCUUUAGUGAUAUAUCACUAAAACAAUCAAAAACCGGAAAAAUGGUCAAGAACACACCAGAGUGGGAAGUGACAUUGACGAACCCUUGUUCCUGCACAGGCACUGACAUAACGUUGACAUGUGACGGUUUCAAAUCGCUCACACCCAUCGACCCUUCGCAGAUAUUGGUAGCCGGUGACGAGUGUUCGCUCAUCAACAAUUUAUAUGGCGAAACUGACUUUGUUUUCAAAUACGUAUGGGCCGAGGAGUUCGAUAUCAAGAUCAAGUCGGGCGAAAUAGCUUGCUCUUAAAUUUUCUGCCCUUGGUUUAAUUUGGUCUUUGUCCAUGUUUGUUUAGUUACUUGAGCUGAUUGAGCAUGUGAAGCUGAUGACCAUUAUUACAUAUAUAUUGUCUUUAUCAUUAAUAAGAUUUAGGCUAAUAAAGAUACUCGUUUUAUUUA
Molecule: messenger RNA, 588 nt
Organism: Brassica oleracea var. oleracea
Lineage: Eukaryota; Viridiplantae; Streptophyta; Magnoliopsida; Brassicales; Brassicaceae
Exons: 2
Coding region: 71-439 (122 amino acids)
Biological process (GO): cell fate determination
Source: RefSeq, a predicted model, not a curated record